Messenger RNA from Brassica rapa (field mustard), 1071 nucleotides. Its product is annotated as MADS-box protein AGL72. The record is from RefSeq and is a predicted model, not a curated record. NCBI's taxonomy places the organism in Eukaryota, Viridiplantae, Streptophyta, Magnoliopsida, Brassicales, Brassicaceae. Gene Ontology annotation, cellular component: nucleus. Gene Ontology annotation, molecular function: DNA-binding transcription factor activity; protein dimerization activity; RNA polymerase II transcription regulatory region sequence-specific DNA binding. Gene Ontology annotation, biological process: positive regulation of transcription by RNA polymerase II.
AUCAUAGAGUUUUUUGGUCGGCUAUAUUUCUGUUCUUGUUGAGGUCUUCUGAAAGCGAAUCUUGUCAAAAAAACUUAAGGCUUCUUUACUUUUUCCAGAUUAAUUUACCAGUAUAUUUUCUAGGGGAGUUAUCAGAUCUACUCUUUGGAUCUCUCUCCACUAUAUUUUCAAGAAACCAUUUCUUGGUUUUGGAUUCAGAUCCAAGAAAAUGGUGAGAGGGAAGAUCGAAAUCAAAAGAAUCGAGGACGUGACCAGCAGACACGUCACGUUUUCCAAGCGUAGGAAAGGUCUCUUGAAGAAGGCUCACGAGCUUUCAGUUCUAUGUGAUGCUCAAGUAGCAGCCAUUGUCUUCUCUCAGAAAGGAAGAUUAUAUGAUUUCGCUAGCUCCGACAUGCAGAAGAUGAUAGAGAGAUGUGAGAUACAUAGGGGUGAGUAUUUUGGAGCAGAGAGACUCCAAAAACAGCAAUACGUGCAAGAUCUCAAGAACGAAAUGGCGAUAACGAUGGACAAGAUUAAACUUCUUCAACUUCAUUGCCGGAAGCUGAUGGGGCAAGAUUUGGAUUCGUGUUCGGUGGAGGAACUCAAGGAGAUAACUACCAAAAUUGAGAAAAGUCUUACUAUUGUCAGAUCAAGGAAGGCUAAGUUAAAUGAAGAUAGAAUAGAGAAACUAAAAGCAGAGAUUGUAGCAGAGAGAGAGGUCUUGAACGAUAAAAGUAGGCUGCGCCAAAUGUUUGAAGAACAACCCUUGUGGAUUCAGUCAAGGAGCCUAGAGAGUGAGAAGAGUGCACCUUCCUGUAGUUGUGGAAACAUGAACUUGUCGGAUGUGGAAACUGACUUGUCCAUCGGAUUGCCUCAAAGUCGAGUGUAAUCAACAGAGUUCUUGUUAAUGUUCAUAUUAUCCGGACAUGCAUAUAUUUCUACAUGUGAAUGUUUUUAAUUGAUUUUCUCAAUGCUUGCAUCAAGAAUAAAAUAGUGUAAAACUGUUAAGUAUUCUCUACUAUGUUAUGUAUGCUGAGUUUUUUGUUCUUACUUUGUGGAAAAUUGGAGUUUUUAAUAUAAUUUGAAAGUGUA